Solea solea (common sole) is the source of this 977-nucleotide messenger RNA. RefSeq lists its product as uncharacterized. Lineage: Eukaryota; Metazoa; Chordata; Actinopteri; Pleuronectiformes; Soleidae. The transcript is spliced from 7 exons. The coding region runs from base 86 to 976 and encodes 296 amino acids. The record is from RefSeq and is a predicted model, not a curated record.
CCAGAGUGGUGCUGGAAAUACUGUUGGUGAGGAGGUGGAGCAGGUAAACAGCUUUCUCUCAAGGGCAGCUCUGACCACAAAAUACAUGACCAAGUCAGGCAGAGCAGAUAUGAUUACAAUGCUUGCCAUGGGAUGGAACAAGAGGAAGGUGGAUAGUCUCCAUAAGACACUGGCAAAGCGAUUUCUCAAAACUACACAGAGAGCAGAAAUCGAAGCAGCAAAUCUUCAGCGUCUCCAGCACGACCUCGGUAUCACUCUGGAUGACUUAGAACAGUGGGCUGAAGAUGUGAAGCAGUGGGCAGCCACUGAGAAACGUGGUGCUCAUAGUAGUCGGGAAGAGCUCCAGAGAGAGAUCGAUGAGAUCAUCUAUUCCCUCAGAAGGAAGAAGCAUGAUCUCUAUCGACAAAAUGACAGCAAUCAAACAAGACACCGGAAACGGAGGAGACUGGGUGAGCUCAAAAAGAAACUCGGUGAGAAGAUCAUCCAGUACAACACUGUUGCUGCCAAUGAAGACAAAAUUGACACAGAAGCAGCAUGCAGUCUCUCUGAUGUGAUUCUGCCUUGGGAAGCGCAAGGAGAUGUGGUGAGCCUACGUACGAAGCAGCAACUUUUUGACCAGGUCCUGCUGGUCCGGCGCAUGGAAGAGGAGAAACCUCUCAUUGUGAAGGAGAUGACCCAGCAUCAUCAGUGCCUGAGAAAGGCAAUUGACAAACUAGACCACCUCCUUCAUCACACUGAGGAAAACAUAAAAAAUCAUACUACUCCUACGGAUAUGACAGAGGCCGGAUACAGAGGACUGCACUGCUGUCUUUUACAGAAGAAAGAUGCUCUACAAAAGAAACUGAGUGCAGUCACCAGCACCUAUGUCCUUGUAGACACAGACCCCGGUUCCUUUGAUAUGCUGGAGGAAGACAUGGAGGACUGUGAAGAGGACGACAGCAGUUCAGAACUUUCAGAUGGAGAGGGAGAGAUGUAGU